Messenger RNA from Wickerhamiella sorbophila, 660 nucleotides. RefSeq names its product 60S ribosomal protein L10. Gene Ontology annotation, biological process: ribosomal large subunit assembly; translation. Gene Ontology annotation, cellular component: ribosome; cytosolic large ribosomal subunit. The record is from RefSeq and is a predicted model, not a curated record. Gene Ontology annotation, molecular function: structural constituent of ribosome. The coding region runs from base 1 to 660 and encodes 219 amino acids. Lineage: Eukaryota; Fungi; Ascomycota; Dipodascomycetes; Dipodascales; Trichomonascaceae. The transcript has a single exon.
AUGGCUCGCCGUCCCGCUCGCUGCUACCGUUAUUGCAAGAACAAGCCCUUCCCCAAGUCGCGGUACAAUCGUGGUGUCCCCGACGCCAAGAUUCGUGCCUACGAUUUGGGCCGCAAGCGUGCUUCCAACGACGAGUUCCCUCUCUGCGUCCACUUGGUUUCCAACGAGUUGGAGCAGCUUUCUUCCGAGGCUCUUGAGGCCGCUCGUAUUUGCGCCAACAAGUACAUCACCAAGAUGUCUGGUCGUGAGUCCUUCCACAUGCGCAUCCGUGUCCACCCCUUCCACGUCCUCCGUAUCAACAAAAUGUUGUCGUGCGCCGGUGCCGAUCGUCUGCAGCAGGGUAUGCGUGGUGCCUGGGGUAAGCCCGCUGGGUUGGCCGCCCGUGUCGACAUUGGUCAGAUUCUGAUCUCUGUCCGCACCAAGGACUCCAACAAGGCUGUUGUCAUUGAGGCUCUCCGCCGCUCCCGUUACAAGUUCCCCGGUCAGCAGAAGAUCAUCAUCUCCAAGAAGUGGGGCUUCACUCCUCUUGACCGUGACCAGUACAUCGCCCGCCGCCAGGCCGGUGAGAUCAAGGACGAUGGCGCCUACGUCAAGUUCCUUACCAAGAAGGGUCCUCUUGCCGAGAACGUUGCUGAGUUCCCUGAGGCUUUCACCGCCUAA